UGAGACUUACACUUUGCUCAGACUGAAGUGAAACCACAUCUUGACUCAGACCUGUGAGGACUCCCUGGGAUCUCAGAUGAUCGUCGAGAAUGGAUUAGACUCUGAAUGAAAAACUGGACUUUCAUACGCAAGAAACUGAAAACUUAGAAGAAGGGAAAAAGUUCUGAAGAGUUGCCAUAUUCUUGACCCUGGAGUGACAUGAAUUGAUGCACCUCCUGUGAUUUUGAGUUUCCUCUCCACUGGGACACUCUCACUGGAGAAUUAGAAAACGUUCAGGACUAAGUAAGUCUUCAUUGUGAGUCGUUAUCUUGGGGGAAAAAAGCUCACCUCUGGCUCUCGGCUCUAAUCAGGGACUCACCCUGCAGAACUGAUAAGCUCAAAGAAAAAAUCAAUAGCAGAAAAUCUGCACUCACCACUCUGUGACCAUGAGUGAGGAAAUGGAGAUAGCAGAAGAGAAAGACUGGCACGAACUUGAACCCAACUACCCGGUCAAAAUCUUCCUCACAGUCCUGUACAGCCUCAUCCUGGUGACGGGGAUUGUGGGUAAUUCAGUCACCAUCAGAGUGACACAAAUACUGAAUCGAAAUGGUUACCUGCAGAAAAAUGUGACCGACCACAUGGUUAGCUUAGCAUGCUCAGAUAUGUUGGUGCUCCUUAUUGGCAUGCCCGUUGAGCUCUACAGCGCCACCUGGUUCCCAUUCACGUCGAAUUCUGGCAACGCGUCCUGUAAAAUCUACAACUUCCUGUUUGAAGCUUGCAGCUAUGCCACCAUCCUCAACGUAGCCACGCUAAGCUUUGAGCGAUACACAGCGAUCUGUCACCCGUUUCGAUUUAAAGCUUUGGGUAGAAAACGGACCACCGGACUCAUCACGUUCGCCUGGCUGGCGUCCGUGCUCGUCGCCCUGCCUUUGCUCAUUGCCACAGGAACGCAGGGACACAUCCCCUUCCUGGCGGACACACCUGUCCAGAAUCUGACCUUCUGUACCAACCUGAGGGAGCACUGGGUGAUGUACAGGGUGAGCGUCUUUCUGGCGUUCAUCAUCUACAUGAUCGUGUUGAUCUGCGUGGCCUUCAUGUGCCGGGCAAUGAUCCUCGUCCUCCGGAGACCUUUAGGAUCCACGGAUGGCGGCCUCGACGGAACUCAAAGAGCACCCAAACACGAAAGUCAAAAGAUGAAGACGGCCCGUAAGCAGACCAUCAUUUUUCUUGGUCUCAUUGUGGGAUCUUUGAUGGUCUGCUGGUUUCCAAACCAGAUUCGUCGUCUCAUGAUGGCGGCCGUUCCAAAGUCCCGCUGGACCACUUCUUACUUCCGGAGCUACGUCACUCUCCACCCUGUGGCCGACACGUUCUUCUACCUCAGCUCGGUCCUCAACCCGUUCCUCUACAACCUCUCCUCCAGACAGUUCAGGGAGGUGUUCAUGCAGGUGCUGCGGUGCCGCCUCACCAUCGAACACAUCAACAAGCGCACACUGCGCUCCAACGCCGCCUCCGGACGAUCCCUGCGGCCACUUCUUCUAAAGUCAUUACGUCGCAGCAAGGUUAAUGCCCGCACCGUCACACUGGAGAAAACUCCUCCCACUUUUACGACCUUCCAGCAGCAAAGUGAUUCAGGAGUGGCUUCAAACGCUGAAACCUCUCUGGACCUGACUGAAGAGUCUGAUUCCACUCCCAAUACAAAGACACACAUACCAUCAGAGAGUGACGUAUAAUGUUCUGUACAUUUUAAUGCAACAGUAAAAACAAACCAAUGAUGCCUGCGCUCGUAUCAGACACAAUUAAAGAAAUAUUUCUUAUACACAGUAAACCCUGUACCAAGUGUAAAGGCAAAAAUGUAAUUAACAGAUUACACUCAGCUGACAUUUUGACACAAUCGUGAACUGGAUGGGACUCCUCAAAGAGACGGACGUUUAUCAUAAGACAUUUUAAUUCAGCCAGAACAGUGUUAAAAAAAGUUUAAAAAAAAAUUUUUUUAGGCAUGAAGACCCACAGCUUGACUUCAUUGGCUGUAUGAAAGAAUUAGAUGUAGAAGUGAAGUCAUUGGGGCCCCUUUCAAACUCUUAAAGGAAGAAUGUGCAACUUUUUGAUCCAGUAGAUGUCGCCCUUGAGCACCAGCAGGAAACCAUAACAAACUGCUGUUUGGCGACACCGCCGUCUUACAUAAGCCUCCAGCGACAACUCCAACCCUUCUCCAUUUGCAUUCACACGAAGGAGUUAAGCUCAAGAGGCGGACAAGAGUGUCCUUGGCUCAUGCUUCAAUCACCUGUGUCCUGCAUUGUUGUGUUAGCGUGCUAAUGUUAGCGCUCUUUAGCUCGUAGCUUCACAUUACAUGUUAAUUGAAUCUGAUUGAUGGUGAUCUCAAAAUGCUUAACAAAAAAGCAGUGAGUUUCUCUCUUCUUCUUCUUCUUCUCUCUAGUCCUUGACUAAAACAGCUUUUUUACACAAGGGGAGGAGCAUAAGCAUAAAUUAAUGUUAUCUCUUGUUUUAGUUUUUUUUCCCUGUGUUAACAUUAUUACGAUCAGCUGAUGAAAAAACAUAUAUAAACAGAAUACAGAUAUAAAAGUUGUAUUAUUUUGAACACAUCUUAUUGAUCUUUUUUAUAACGUCAAAAUCAUUUUUUUAAAACUCUUAAAUAAUAAAGUGAAAGAUUCACACCCCUGUGUUUCAUACAUGUUAUUUUCCAUGAACCCCUCCCGCUCUAACUGUUAGCCCUGCCACCAUGUGCGGGGAAGAACGACCCCCCAGCCCAUUCAGGGAAGUUGUGUGUAGAGGUUUUAUAAAGGAGAACCAACAGACCUUCAAAACAGAAGAAAAUACUUUGUACGGCCACAAAAGACAAAAUGUAGAAAGUGAUCUGUGUUCAGAUGUUUAUUAGCUCUCGUCUGCUGCUCUCUCUGCCUUACAGAAAUAAUGACACCUGACAGACGGGUGAGGAGAGUGUGGAGACAGGAGGUGGAGGGGGGCAUUUGUUUUGGUCUGAAAAUCUGCUCCGAGUGUCGUGUAGUAAACCUUUAAAGGACUACCUCAGAAACUUCCUUCUCUUCCCAAACUGACCUUUGGGUGAAACAACCAAAAGAUGCACAUACACCGACACACCGACAUGUAGGUGCUGUAGAUACUUCCUGUUCAUAUGUGAUGCUUUAUACUGAUCCACCUUCAGUCAUUUUAGAUGCAGUAGCAUGUGGUCCAAAGUUUGUAUCAUGUUUGUAGAAAUCUGCAUGCUCAUAGCUUUAUGUACAAUAUUUGUAGGCAACUGAAAAACAGAACUUUACGACUUUCCAGAAGCUUCCAGUGUGUGGACCAAUAAAAAUCAAGAAGAUAAAUCAGCUUUGUCAAAAACAAUGGUGUAGGAGACACUAAUCUGACUCGUCUGUUUGAGGGUACAGUUUCAUGGUAUAGAGCUCCUGUUCAUGCCAGGAUACGAUACGUUAACAUUGUUGUCAUGUUUUCUUGAUGGUCCUUGAAUAAAAGUAAAAAAUUAA
Molecule: messenger RNA, 3479 nt
Organism: Labrus mixtus (cuckoo wrasse)
Lineage: Eukaryota; Metazoa; Chordata; Actinopteri; Labriformes; Labridae
Gene: gpr39
Product: G protein-coupled receptor 39
Exons: 2
Coding region: 426-1709 (427 amino acids)
Biological process (GO): G protein-coupled receptor signaling pathway
Cellular component (GO): membrane
Molecular function (GO): G protein-coupled receptor activity
Source: RefSeq, a predicted model, not a curated record